Messenger RNA from Petromyzon marinus (sea lamprey), 623 nucleotides. NCBI's taxonomy places the organism in Eukaryota, Metazoa, Chordata, Hyperoartia, Petromyzontiformes, Petromyzontidae. The record is from RefSeq and is a predicted model, not a curated record.
UUCAGAUCUUGACUUCCAGUCCAUGAAUACGACCAUGGGCUGCAUCUCUCACACAUCGCUGCAGAUGCCGGAGGCUGGUGAGGAGACAUGGGCGGGCAUAGGCCGGGAAACCGUGGGGCCUCAAAUGAUGCCAAUACCCCAAUACCACCCUCUGAUGGCGGCGGCGAGUGGUGGUCAGGGGGUCAUUCAGUGGGGUGAGGAGAGGCCCUACUCUUGCAAGAUGUGCGUACAAACCUUCACAUCGGAAGCCCACCUCAACGUGCACCUGCGCACGCACAUGGCCACGAGGCCAUUCCGCUGCGUCACGUGCGGCAGGUGCUUCUCAAACAGUAGCAGCCUGAAUGUCCACGAGCGGACACACAUGGUUGAGAAGCCGUAUUGCUGCAGCGUAUGCGCGCAGACCUUCUCGCAUCUCAGCAGCCUCAAGCGGCACCAGCGCACGCACACGGGUGAGAAGCCCUAUCACUGUGAUGUAUGUGGACAGGCCUUCACGAACAAGCGCAACAUGAAGUACCAUCGAAGCAAGCACGAGGAAAUGGCGCUGCCGCAGUGAUGCCAACUCUUGGCACAAUGGUCUGGUGGACAGGUGUGCAUGUAGUGGGUUCUGUGCGCAGCGUCCCGUG